CAAGCCUAUCAGUUCCUUGUGUAAUGUCACUGACUCCAUUCACAGGAACAAGCACAACCUAUUGCAGCAAAUACAUCCAUGCUUGUUUCAUUUGUACCUGCUCGGAGAUGAGGAGCUGUUUUGUCGCUAGCAAGUGCAGUCAUCUUGGUUUCUAUGAGUUAAAACUGCAAGAAAUGAGAAGUUGGAAUUCCAUCUUUGGUGGAACUUGGCUAAAGCGUUUCUAGUUGCCAACUUUUACUGUGUCGUGUGAAUAUCCAGCAUCCAGAACAUAGCAAAGUGAGUCCCAGUAAUUAAACCUUGCCAAUUUCACCAGUGAGUUUCCCCUCCAGUUGACGAAGUGAUCAAGAGCCGUGGAGCUCGUUUCUUCCCAGGAUUUUUAGAGAGUGUCUUCUGUUGCAGGACACUCCUCUAACAAUGGCCACUUUCGCUUGUUCGAUAGCUGCCUUCGUCCCAGCGGCCAGCUCAAGCUACCACGCGCAUUACAAUGACGGAAACCAUAGAAGCGGUCACUUUUUGGCUAUGUCGCGCAAGGGGACUAGGGUUCAGAGCCAAUCACUGUCGUCAACUCUUCGGAUAAACACGGUGCGUAUAGUCAUACUAACUUGCAACGCUGCAUUACCAGAAUCGGAUCAACCCCCGAAGGAUUUGCAAGUUCCGAGAGAUUGGACUUCACCCUCAGUUGCGGCCCAGGAGGCAGAGUGGCUGCGAGGAGCACUGCACCAGUGGCUAGACGACGAGUACUGCCCAGAGCCAGCGAACGAGGAGAUCAGCAAGCGAUGCUCCACAGCGUACCUGCGUUGCUUAACCGAGGGGCAGGUCGACAUGGGCGAGAUUCUGAUGCAAAUGGUGCGGGCGUUGGAGAGCUUUUCCUUCAAGGAAAGCUUCCACGGCGUUUUCAGCUCAGCAAACGCAGCCAUCGACCUCAUCACUAAACGCAUGAAUGACGCACACGACAGUUAAAAACCAAGGUCUCUAGCUUCCCACUGCGACGAUCGUUGCCUCCAAAUCUUGCAACAAGCAUCAAAAUUUCUCGCUUGGAUUAUGCUCUCACUCGAUACAGGAUCACUACCACAAUGGUGCCGGUAGAGGACAGACAGACACCCUAGUAUCCUCUUGUGUUGAUUACUUUGUUUCUGCAAAUAUAUGUUCACUUUUGCGUUGUUGUUGGUUCUAGCUCAUAAGCAAUAUUGUUUGUGUUUGCAACCCUGCCUUUUGCAAAAGUAGUUGGAACAAGAGCUGCAGAAUAUGUAUUUGUGUGUUGCAAUUCUAGGUGCAAUUCAUGUAAGAAUCUGAAUAUGGUCCAUUUGUAAUAAUUGAGUACAGUCACAUUCAAUAUUACUUUUA
Molecule: messenger RNA, 1344 nt
Organism: Physcomitrium patens
Lineage: Eukaryota; Viridiplantae; Streptophyta; Bryopsida; Funariales; Funariaceae
Source: RefSeq, a predicted model, not a curated record